Seriola dumerili (greater amberjack) is the source of this 3487-nucleotide messenger RNA. It is a transcript of the gene ccnt2a, whose product is annotated as cyclin-T2-like. The coding region runs from base 18 to 2183 and encodes 721 amino acids. Lineage: Eukaryota; Metazoa; Chordata; Actinopteri; Carangiformes; Carangidae. The transcript has 10 exons. Gene Ontology annotation, cellular component: cyclin/CDK positive transcription elongation factor complex; nucleus. Gene Ontology annotation, biological process: regulation of transcription by RNA polymerase II; positive regulation of DNA-templated transcription, elongation. Gene Ontology annotation, molecular function: cyclin-dependent protein serine/threonine kinase activator activity. The record is from RefSeq and is a predicted model, not a curated record.
GUGAACGUUGGAGAGCAAUGGCGGCGUGCCGGGGGUCUUCGUCGAAGUGGUUUUUCACCCGGGAGCAGCUCGAAACCACGCCGUCCCGCCGAUGUGGAGUAGAACCAGAUCGGGAGCUCUCCUACAGACAGCAAGCGGCGAAUCUGAUCCAAGAUAUGGGCCAGAGACUCAAUGUCUCUCAAUUAACAAUAAAUACAGCCAUUGUUUACAUGCAUAGAUUUUAUAUGCACCAUUCCUUCACCAAAUUCCAUAGAAAUAUAAUAUCUCCAACCACCUUAUUCUUGGCUGCAAAAGUGGAAGAGCAACCUCGGAAACUCGAACAUGUGAUCAAAGUUGCACAUGCUUGCCUAAAUCCCCAAGAACCACCUCUAGACACAAAAAGUAAUGCAUACCUCCAGCAAGCUCAAGAGCUGGUGAUACUUGAAUCCAUAGUGCUGCAGACCCUGGGCUUUGAAAUUACUAUUGAUCACCCACACACUGAUGUGGUGAAAUGUUCCCAGCUAGUGCGAGCAAGCAAGGAUCUGGCACAGACUUCCUAUUUCAUGGCUACCAACAGUCUACACCUCACUACCUUCUGCCUCCAGUACAAGCCCACGGUGAUCGCCUGUGUGUGCAUCCACCUGGCAUGUAAGUGGUCCAACUGGGAGAUCCCGGUUUCCACUGAUGGGAAACACUGGUGGGAGUACGUGGACAGCUCUGUCACUCUCGAGCUGCUUGAUGAGUUGACCCAUGAGUUUCUGCAGAUUCUGGAGAAGACGCCCAGCCGGUUAAAGAGGAUACGCAACUGGAGGGCGACACAAGCUGCCAAAAAGCCCAAGACUGAGAGCACCCAGUUGAUGGAUAACUCCUUUCCUGGGCCGUCCAUGCUCCAAGACCAAGGUGAUGCGUCGCUUGCUGGAGUCUCCUCCAACCCAAGCUUUUCCAAAGCAGGCAACACCUUCACCAUGUCCAUGCCUGGCCAGUCUGGAGGUGCACCCCUGACUCUGGACACCAUGGCUGGUACAUACAAUCCUGCUAGCCACAGUGAGUGGCCCCAGGGCAAACAGAACCAAGCAGGGUACCCUUCCACCUGUUUAAAACAGGAACCCCUCAACAUCCCUCUCCAAGAGCAGGCACUGUCCUUGCAGACCUCCACGUCCUCUUUGCUUCAGCAUCCACCGAUAUACAGGACAGAGAAAACAAUAGACUUCAACCCUGUCAAACAGGAACAAAAAGGAGCUGGUGGGGGUGGAGUGGGCAAGCAUCAGCCACCACCUCAGCCUGCAUACCCUCCACCAGCUCAGCCUCCUCCACCACCACAACCUUCUCCAGCUCAGAAGCUGUCUCUGGACAAAUACAGAGAGAAACAUGCUGCAGAGCUGGCUGUCUCUGGACAGAAACGCCGGCAGGAGCAGCAUGGAGGUGUAAUGGAUUGCGAAAUGUCGUCUUCCUCCUCUUCUACCUAUGCACCAUCAUCUAUGAGCCAAGUAGACCAUAGAAAACAUUCACAGCCCCACCAAACGUCCCAUGGUGGAGGUGGUGGCCCCACCGCCUCCCCAAUGAAAAUUAAAGUCCCUUCCUCCUCAACUUCAGGGCAAGACAGACGUCAUCACAGUGACAAACGGGACAAAAGCUCGCUGAAACUCCGCCUGGCUGUUCCUGUGUCUGGCGGCAGCUCCCAGCUGGAUAAAAGUGGGCAACCCAGCAAAGACGAGCUUAAGAUGAAGAUAAAAGUUUCAUCAUCAGAGUGCCACAGCUCAUCAGAUGAAGGCAUGGCGACCACCAACAACAAGAGUAAACAUUCCAGCCCGAUGGUGAACAAAGAGAAACAUCGUGGAGCGGAGCACAACCUCCAUCGCCAUCACAAGCACAGUCACGCUCACACACACAGCGGCAAUGGGCGAGGAGGUCCCGAGGGCCCAGGUGGUGGGGGAGGCCUGCUACGGGGUCCCCCGGGGCUGGUCAGCAUGGAAGGGAUGACGCUUGCUCCUCCCGGAUCCACCUCUUUCUCUUCAUCCACAUCACGCAAGAGGGCGUACCCAGAGGUCAGCCACAACCACCACCCUCCUUCCUCAUCCUCCACUUCUUGCUCCAAAGUGAGCAAAAUCUCCAAGGGUGGCACUGGUGCUGCAGGUGGGCUGCGGACCUCUCAGCAGUACCCUCCUAGUGAAUCGCCACAUGAAGUGGGAGAGCAGAGACACUGAGUCCACCACUCUGCAGCUAUGGCCACCACAUGGAAAUGGCAUCAAACAACCCACAGUUGAGACUUUGAAGACUAUGCUCACCUCCUUGUCAAGUGCCCUAGAAAAAUAACUCUUUAUGUGAUGAUAAACCCUUUACUGAAAGGCAGAAAAAAUUAUCUCCAAAAACAUGAAAAGUAUUGUUGGACUUCUCAGUUUCUGAGAGACUAGACAGAUGAAAAAUUAUGCUUCCUGACUGUCACAUCUCUGGGCUGUGAUGCUCGGUCCUGUUUUUCUGUUAGUGUUGAAUUGCUGCUUGGUUCUCCUUCCUCCUCAAAUGGGUCUGGGAAUGUGCAAAGGUUGGGCGGGUGUGAUUGUGGUGGGGAGGGUUUGAGUGUGUUUCCAUCGGGAGGGAAGUCCUUCCCUACAUCUAAGAUCCCCAUAUGGAGAAACAAAAGUAUUACAAGUACUAUAAAUUAAUUGAAUCACAUUUCUGCAGUUGUAUGGAGGAAGCCAGUGGCCAGCUGGAGAUGAGUUCAAGUUAUGUUUGCUGGCAUUCCAUUUAGUACUGUUGAUGGAUGCAAUUUUUUUUAGGUGUAAAGUUUCAUCUCCUCAAUUACUUUUCUUGUCUUGAUUUCUUUUUAUACUUAAGUACUGUGCGUAUGAUUUGCAUGUUUCAAUCAUCAAAGGGAUUUAAAAGGAGAGCACUUACUUACUGUUUACAGGAAGUGGAGAUAAAUGUACAUACGUUUUUGUAUGUUUAAAGAAAAAAAAAGCUAUACCAUGACUACUCAGGUUUGGAGCUGCUUGUAAGUAUAACAAGAUAACUAUAAUACCUAUAAAAGACUUUUAUUUUGUGGAUCUACCGUUUGGGCAUCAUCGGGUGAAUGACUGCAGCAUUCCAGUGGUGUGUGCUUCUUACAGCCUUCCUACAGAGGGUGCUGUACUGUGCUUUUCCAUCACAGGAAAUGUCAGUUGAUGCCCUCAACACAGGCACAUUCAACACCUACUAAUCACAUCAGAGCGAUGCAAUUUGUACCAAAAAUUAUUUUUUGGACCUCUAAGUAGACCUUAAGCUGGAUGCCAAAGGUUUUGCCUCAACAAGAAAAAAAAUGACAAGGACAGUAAUAGUUUGCUAUUAAAGUUUACAUAACCCUUUUUAUUUUGAAGUGCGUCAGGCAUAAUUUCAUGACAUGAAGCUGUAGCCCUUUUAGAUGUCAGCCCAUGAAAGGGAUACAAAUAUUAUUCAAUCAAUCAUUAACAGGGUACUAUUCAGGAGACAAAAAAAAACAAACACUUGUUGGCUCUUUCCAUUCCAGCAACAGUUG